AUGCAUUCAGCGACUUCACGAUCGAGUCAGUCGUCUCUGCAAUCUUCCGUUCCGAAUGCAUCAACGUCGUCUCUUCUGCAGCAACAACAGCAACAAUACCAUCAUCACCAUCAACAGCAGCAGCAGCAACAGCAGCAACAACAACAACAACAACAAAUCCUUUACGGGCCUAUCGUCAAUCCAGUAAUACCUCUCCAGCCUUAUGCUCCAGGAAUACAUCCAGCAUGCAUUUAUCCUACAACUCAACGACACGCAGGAAUAUCAACACCCAUUUCUUUGCAAAUGCAAGGCAAGGCCAAUAGAUGGCAAUUCAAGAAUAAGAUUAACCGUGGCCAACAACAAUAUAAUCAACAACACCAGCAGCAGCAACAGCAUACUCAACAAUCAUCCUACAAUUCGAAGCUUGUUUUCGAACAAGAGUCGAGCAACUCCACGUUACCAUCGUCAAACACAUCUUUCAUCCUGACAUCAUCGAAUUUUGCACAUGGUGGACUUCCAGGAGAAUCUUACAACAAUUCCGCCGUAACAUUGAUACCUCAAACCCCAUAUGUCAAGCCACCGGAUACACAAACUUUCUGUUUGCUCCAAGACCGACAAAAAUCUCAACUAGCUCAACGUCAACAAUCAUCGACUCACGGUUCUUAUUACAAUAUAUCUUCAGCAAAUGCUUGCAGUUUGCAAACGGUGAAUCCAAAUGCGUUUCAAUUGGCGAACGUCAAUCCAUAUACUACUGUAACAUCUUUCACGAAUAAUCAGAUUACAGGACCGAUACAAACGGUACAAGCUACACAAAUAUUUCCAAAUCCACAAAUAGGUUUAUUAUUUGCUGGUCAAUUACGUGAAAAAUUAUCAGAAACAAAUAUUGAUAGUAUUUCGUCGAAAUACUCGAAAGAUAAGUUACCGAUCGUCGAUAACACAAUUCCAAUCAAUACAAUCGAUAAAACAGACAAUCACGGAGACUGGUCGGUACAUGAAAACAAAGCUACUUCAGUGAAUAAUUUCGAAUCAAAUUCAAAAGAAUCAUCUGUUCCACGAACGGUGGAGAAACGAAUAGUUGAGAAGAUACAAGAAGAAGGUGCUUGCUCGGACGAAUCUUCGGCAAGUUUCGAAUUCACUCUCGAAGCUGAAAAAAUGGUCUCGGCAUUAUGCAAUACUACGUCAUCGAACGACCUCAGCAAAGAAGAAUCACGUAAUGGAAAAAAAUCAGAAACUAUCGCGUUUUUCGAUGGGGCUGGUGAUAAUCCGUCCAACAAGAACAACUGGUUCUCUAAUUUUUGCACGGAUGAGAAUAAUAAAAAUGAAAAUAGUAAAUCUAUAGCCGUUCAAACGGAUGGACCAUGUACGGACAGAUCACAAUAUCCAGAAUUGAUUCGAAAAACGGCUUAUUGGGGUUGCACCAAAGCCGAGAUUAUUCUCAAUUCAGAAACUUUGGAAACCAAUGGAAAGUGCGAUCGUUUGAUAAAUUUGUCUUCGGCUACUAGAACAGCUAUUACAAAAUCUUCAACUUGCUUUCCAAUAUUCGCUGGCGAUCGUAUUUUUGCUAAGGACUUAAUAAAAGCUUUGUUACGGGUCAGCAACGGCUGGCUCAUUCUCGAUAAUUAUUUGAACAAACAACAUUACCCUAGUCUAGCUGAGAAAUUAGAUGACGAAUUACUUCGAUGUUUUCAAACGUGGGAAGAAAGUACUUACGAAUUGCUUCGGCAGAUCGUAGAAGCUUUUUUAAGAUUGGAAGAAAACAGUCGGAUGUCUGCUAAUAAAGGCGAAAGACUCGUUGAGACGUCCAUGACAUCUUUUCCAGGAGACGUAACUUUAUAUACGUCGAUCGAUCUCUUCGAUUGUUCAAAGAACGAGUCUAAUCUUUCUCAUCGAAAGGAAAAUAAGAACGAAAUUUCGAACGACGAAGAACAACGACAAGUAGUGGUACCUACCUUAUCGACCGACGGUACGCAAAAAACUUAUCGCAAAGAAACAAAAUUACGAAGUAAGUGGACAAUCACCGAAAAUUUAGUAUCUUCGAUAGGCAGUGAGAAAUCAUUAAAUCGUACAAAAAAUAACGUACGAACAGGUAGCAGAUUUCGCAGCAAAAACGCUUCCUCGUUGUCCAGCAAAAUUGAUACAUCAGAACGAUCUCUCAACGCAGAGUUCUUUCAUUUGAGAAGUACCGUUAUGGAGAGAAAUCAUGAGAGUUCGAAAGAAUGGCUAUUGAAAGACAGAAAACAAGAGUUCUUUUUUGACGGCAACAUUUCAUCGCCAUGUAUGAAUACAACAGGAUUGGUUUACGGUAUUCAAAGACCAACUACAAAUAUAAAUUAUGAUCCUUCCAUAUUUGGAAAUACUCUAGCUAGAAAUUUCUACUCUGGUAAUGACAACGUUCCGAUAACACACGUCGAUAAUAGAACGAUGUACGAGAACAAAUCGAAUAUCGGUGCUCCAGUUUAUAUCGGCAAAUCAUCAACUGAUCAACUCGAAUUAUCAGCUGUUCCAAGAAAUAGAAUGACGUUGUUAAGCCAAAUUGAGCCGGAUAUACCAGACAAGGAAUCCGAAGAGAUGACUGCUAAUCUUUCAGCUUGGUUCGCCAGCAUGAGAAAUACUAAUGGACAAGCCCAGCAGCAGCAACAACAUCAACAACAACAACAGCAGCAGCAGCAGCAACAACAACAACAACAACAACAACAACAGCAACAGCAACAACAACAGCAGCAACAGCAGCAGCAGCAGCAGCAACAACAACAACAACAACAACAACAACAACAACAACAACAACAACAACAACAUAUUUCUCAACACCAUUCAUUGUCUCAUCGAGGAGAAACUCUUGCUAGAAAUACAAUAGACUUUACCAGACAAUUACAAAUUGAUACGAAUCGACAACUUCAAACAUUAAGGAACAUGCAAAGUAUUCAAAGUGCACCUUGGAAUGCCGAACACAUACUUGGCAAACGAUUAAAUGUUCAUAAUCAAAUUCCUGAAGAAUACGAUAGUUCAGAAGAUGUAAGAGUUUACAUGAAACCUGGCAGUUACAAUGUCCCGAAGAAAAGACAUCAGAGAAAGGGUAAUCCACGACGUGCAGAUAAUUUACGUGGUUCUGGAAAUAAUCAUAGAAAUAUACAUUCAAAUAGAGGAGAAAAAAUCCCUAGAAUAUUGGCAUCUUCAACACCAGUAACUCGAACUACGUUAAACUCUACAACAACGCAAAAUAUCUCGCUACACAAUUCACCGACCAUUUUAAAACGUGUUACCCCAACCAAGGACAAUCUUGAACAAGACGUUACUUGGAAAGCAGCAUGUGCUUCAGCAGAAAUCCUAUUGGAAGCUCUCAACGUUAAGGAUACAGUAAAAGAGACGAUCAAUGAUUCUGACGAUGACGAUGAUGACUCCGAAGACGACGAAGAUACUAAAAUCGAGAAAGGAAGUGACAAAGAAGAUCGUGAGUCAUUGAAAAGUCUACAUCGUCAAAAACUAGGUCAACAUAAUCAAAUAAAAUCAAUGAAAAAACGUAAGGAUGUUGUAGGAAUCGAUGCAUCAAGUUACGAAGCGUCCGAAGAUGAUUCUGGAUCAACUAGUAAAUUAUCUCCACGUACGAACGUUCUCUUAAAUUCGCAAGAGAAUCGCAAUGUUAAAACUAACGUAAAAACUGAUUCAUGGCUUAUCAGAACUCUCAACAAUGCUAGUAUGAUGGGUAAACAGAGAAGAAGAAAAAAUGAAUUUACUAUAGCAGAAAGUUCAGAAUCAUCGAACAGUUCCAUGAUCGAGGAAGAACGAACGUGUUUAACUUCGAUAACAGCUGUUGGUUUGACUACAACAACGAUCACAGCUACUACAACGAUCAAAGAUCGAGAAGAAACGAUUGCUUCGAGAGAAAUCGGUAUUACCGAUCGACUCAACGAAAACGAUCUUUUAACUGGGAUCAAAAAGGAUACUGAAAGUACUGUAGGACGUGCUACUUAUUCGGAAACUGUACGCAGAUCGACAGGAUUUUCUACCGGAUCGUCGUCUAACGUAAUACGAUCGGUAAAGAAGAAACCUGUAACCUCGAAUUCAUCUCUAAAUUAUACUACGAUCGUACCGAUCCCUGGACGUAAAUGUCAACGCAAAGAUUCCGAAAGAUCUUAUCACUUGUUACAUAAAUCGCGAAAACCUCCGAUUAAAAAGACAUCGAGAAUUAUAGACGAUAACGAAGACCGUAGAUCGGAAGAUGGAUCGUUUUCUUGUUCGAAAUCAAAAAUGGCUGGAAACGAAACGUCAUUAUCAUCGAUGAUCAAUUUAUCUUCUAAAUCUGCUGCAAAUAAAUCUUUGCAAUGUAAAAAGAAAGGAGAAAAUAGUGACUCGAUCGAUAAUUUUGUUGAAACAACAAAAUAUGGAAAUAAAUCGAAUGAUCGGGGUUGGUCAGUUUGGUACAGUUCAAGAAGGAAACAAAGUUUAAGUCCGCUUGCUUUGAGUAAAUUAGAAGCUAUUCAUCGAGCUCUCUGUCAAAUGGACGAAACAAAAAUUUUUAGAUGUCCACCCUCGAUCGAUAAUACAGAUCGAUCGUCCACUACUAUUGGAACGAUGGAAGAUUAUUGCAAAGUUAUCAAGAGUCCAUUAUUUCUUGAAACGGUCGAAUAUAAAAUUAAAAAUCGGAUUUAUCAUAAGAUCGAGCAUGCUGUUCGAGAUUUUCGAAGGAUCGUUCAUAAUUCGAAAAUUUAUCACAAGAACGACAAUGAUCGAGUGAAAAAGAUCGAGAAUUUAUCGAAGAAACUCGAGGAAUUAUUUGAAGAACACUUUACCAAUUGGGAUUUUGAAAAUAUUAAUGGCAGUCCGAGAGAAGAUUCACCGAUACGUCCGAGAUUGAAAUCAAUGAAUUCAAGUCAAAAAACACUUACUGGGCGUUAUGGGAAUUCUAAGAAAAGUCCUUCGGCUAUAACUAUUACAGAAAGCACGUCACUUCGAUAACGAUACUUAACACCACCCCUCCUCCCUCUUUCGCCCUCCUACAUUGCCUCUUUCUGCUUAAUAAUUAAAUAACAACGGAUAACAUCGAGAAAGUAUUCAUUAAUAAUGAAAAUAUUUUUUCAUUGAUUUAGGAUGAUAACGAUGACGAUGAUGAUGAUAAUGAUGAUGAUAAUAAUGAUGAUUAUAGCUAUAGUAUUCACAAUAGAAUUGAACGUAAUAACACGUACUCUCUAGUCAUUAUAAAUGAAUCACAGUUGAUAUUGUUAUUAAUAAGUACGUUUUACGAAUUCAUUUGAUCGAAUCUCAAAUUUUCCCGCCUCCUCUAUAUUUCUUUUUUUUUUGGCAUCCAAUUCGAAUCUGUGAUAUAUGGUAUCCAAUUUACAUCGUCCAUUUUGAAUCAAUGUGAAUCUACGAUAUAUAUAUAUAUAUAUAUAUAUAUAUAUAUAUAUAUAUACAUACAUCACGAACGUUCAAAACUAUUCCAAGAUAUAAAAUAGAAAGUUUCGAUUUCUUAAAUAUUAUUUAAUUUAUUUUUUUGGUACACAAUACUAACAAUUCUUUCAUAUAAUCGUAAUCAUCGUGCAAAGUGCAAAGUUUCGUUUGUUCUUUUUUAUAUCGAGAGUAUUAUUUCGAAAAAGUAUCACGUAAGUAAGAUUUCAUAAAGGAGUAUAACAAAGUAAAACGUUAUAUAAACCGAAUUGAAAAAAAAAAAAAAUACAUAGAAAUGUUGAUAUUGAAUAUAUCGCGAUGAUUAACCGUUCGAUAUUCUCAUUAUAUCGAAUUAAUGUAUAGGUAUAAUAUCAAAUAUAUUUCGAACAUCUUCCAAAAUAAUCGAUUAAUUUAGUACAUAUAUGUUUAGCAUUAAAUUUCUUUAAUUGUAAAUUAUACACAUUUUAUGAACGAUAAGUGUAAUACAUAUGGCACUGUAUACUCACACUACUUCGAAGAUUAUUUCAAAUUUGCCGCGUAAAUCUUCGUUUUUUUUUCAUAUCCUUACGUAUAUAACCUAUGCACCUUAUUUAAUUAAUAAUAAAAGACACAUCGAUUGAUAUUACAUUCUCUCAUGUGACAAACAAGUUAACACGAACGUGUGAAAUUUAGAAAAGUUGAUAACCAAACGGCUAUUUUACGAUACAUUUUAAUGAUUCCAUUAUAUCGCGUAAUAUGCAACUAUGUCGAUUACAACAUAAAUUAAAUGUGCAUGACUACUGCAGACAAAGAAAGAAAAAAUAUCGCGUUAGGAGUUGGCAACACUGACCCUUACAUACAGUUCAAAAUGUAGACACCAGUGCCAUCAUAGGAGCGCAGUGAAAGUUUUUCU
Vespula vulgaris is the source of this 6253-nucleotide messenger RNA. RefSeq lists its product as uncharacterized. Gene Ontology annotation, molecular function: protein binding. The record is from RefSeq and is a predicted model, not a curated record. The transcript has 5 exons. NCBI's taxonomy places the organism in Eukaryota, Metazoa, Arthropoda, Insecta, Hymenoptera, Vespidae. Bases 1 to 4932 code for a protein of 1643 amino acids.